Messenger RNA from Mytilinidion resinicola, 769 nucleotides. RefSeq names its product acyl-coenzyme A thioesteras-like protein 13. The transcript is spliced from 10 exons. Lineage: Eukaryota; Fungi; Ascomycota; Dothideomycetes; Mytilinidiales; Mytilinidiaceae. Bases 74 to 556 code for a protein of 160 amino acids. The record is from RefSeq and is a predicted model, not a curated record. Gene Ontology annotation, molecular function: fatty acyl-CoA hydrolase activity.
CACAGCGGAGGCUCGGCAUGGCCUCUACCAAAACAAUCUCAAUUCAAUUCAGUUGACGAGGAGUGUUCAAGCUAUGCCGGCACUUAAAUUCGUUCGUUCCGUCUGGGACUCUUUCCGGGCCUCGUCGGGUCUUGAGCCAAGGCUAUUAGAUAGCCUCCAAGUGACACAUGCUUCACCCGGCAAGGUCAAAUUCGAGCUAGGCAUUGAGAAGCAGCAUACAAAUAGACUCAGUAUCCUCCACGGCGGUACAAUAGCAAGCAUGGUCGAUCUCGGUGGUUCUCUAGCAGUAGCAUCCCGCGGCCUCUAUGCAACAGGUGUCUCGACGGAUCUGAAUGUAACCUACCUCUCCUCCGGAGGCAAAAUAGGCGACCUGAUCAAAGCCGAAGCCUCCUGCGAUAAAUUCGGUAAAACGCUAGCGUUUACGUCUAUCAAGUUCUUGAAUGAUAAGGAUGAGGUAUUUGCGCGGGGAAGUCAUACGAAGUAUGUGGCAUUAGCGUGGAAGGAUCCGAACAACAUUGUGGACGAGCUGAGCCCGAAGGUGGCCAAGGGGUCGUAAGAUUUGUGUGAAAAAUCCGCAAAGGAAGCAGCAACCGUUGUUCCAAUAAACCAGCAAGAGUGUGCUAAAUAGGCUUCUGCUGGAUUGUAUCAAAAGACACGACAUCUAAAUUUCUGUUGGAGACUAGCAUGACCUCGUGAAGCCUGCUUAUCGGAUAGUAGAUACUACCAACCCACGCAUGCCAAAGUGCCGAUGGAGACAGAAAGAUUGUAG